AUGGAGACUCGCCGUCGUCGACGCAGCGACCCGUUGGAGCAGAAGCGUGGAUCACCACCGCGUCGUGUGAGGGGAAGGCAUCGUCGUGAGGAGGUUCGUCGCGAACAACCUGCGCAACCGACUCCUCCUCCACCUCCACCGCCUCCUCCUCUUCCUUCUCCGACGCCUCCAUUACCUACUCCACCAUCCUCACCUUCGCAGCAAGGAUCUUCGGCACGCUCGCCGGAAGCCUCAGGAGGCGGAUCGUUGUUACCUCAAGCUCCGAUCACUCACAGAGAUUGGAGAUGUUUGGUCCGCAACGUUGACAACAUACGGCAGCGGAAUGAUUACUGGCAAGAGCAGUUGGACUAUUAUCGCCUUGAGCAACAGGACGAGGGAGAACGAGAGGCGGAGGUUGUAGCGGAGUUUGAGCCUUUCUCGGUGGCAGUAAGGGAGGUAGCAAUUCCUGACAACAUGAAGAAUCUCGUUCUGGAGAGCGGAAGAACGGACCCGAAGGAUCAUUUGCUCUACUUCAACACGAAGAUGGUGAUAAGUGCAGCUUCUGAUGCAGUUAAGUGCAGAAUGUUCCCGUCAACUUUCAAAGGUACGGCGAUGGCUUGGUUCACGACUUUGCCUCGCGGAUCUAUCACGAACUUCCACGAUUUCUCGUCAAAGUUCCUUGUUCAGUUCUCCGCAAGCAAGAUCAAGCAGGUUACGAUUGAUGAUCUGUACAAUGUUCGCCAGUUAGAAGGAGAAACUUUGAAGCACUAUGUGAGGCGGUACAGUGCGGCAUCUGUCAAGAUCGAAGAGUUGGAGCAGCAAGCCUGUGCACGCGCCUUCAAGAAUGGACUGCUGUCGGAGAGACUGAUCUAUUCCAUGCCGACAAUGCUUGUCCUGGCGAACGCGUAUAUCCUUGAUGAGGAGGACGAGACGCAUAAGAGCACACGUCUAUCGCUUGGGGGGCGAGAGGCGAAAUCCCCAGGAGGGAACAAAAGGCCGCCUUCGUGGCGAGGAAGGCGAAGCCAACAUGGGUCACACCUUUCUCCUCGGGGGGGGGGGGGAAGGUUGUUUGUGGGUAGCCCAGGCCAGACAAGAAAUUUUCAAGUAAUGAAGGCAACACAAAUGAUUGGCGGACCAAGGGCACCUAGACGACCGACGAAGGGCUGCGAUACGGCUACAUGGUGUGAGUACCACCAAUUGGCAGGCCAUGUUACUGAGGAAUGCCACGCCCUGAAGCGGGAGAUUGGAAAGAUGAUGGCAGCAAUGCAACCAGCGAAGGGGAUCGCAAGUACACGGGGCGACUGGAGUUCUACGCCUAGCGAAGUUGGCACGAUAGAUGGAGGCUUCGGAGGGGGUGGUGUCACGAGUGCGGCGAGGAAACGAAACGCCAGGGCGGUAAACGCGGUCACAGAGGUCCUAUUCGGUUUCCAUCAUCCUGACAUCACGAUUUCAUCUGCCGAAUUUUUUGGAAUCAAGCCUCAUCUUGAUGACCCGAUUUUGGUCUUGCUCAGCGUCAACCAACUCAAUGUUCAACGCGUGCUUCUAGAUCAGGGAAGCUCAGCGGAUAUCAUUUAUGGCGACACGUUUGAUCGGCUGGGUUUGGACGACCGAGUCUUAACUCCCUACGCAGGAUCUCUUGUGGGAUUCACGGGUACAGCCUAUUGA
This is a messenger RNA of Lotus japonicus, 1644 nucleotides long. RefSeq lists its product as uncharacterized. The transcript has a single exon. Bases 1 to 1644 code for a protein of 547 amino acids. The record is from RefSeq and is a predicted model, not a curated record. Lineage: Eukaryota; Viridiplantae; Streptophyta; Magnoliopsida; Fabales; Fabaceae.